Nomia melanderi (Alkali bee) is the source of this 1820-nucleotide messenger RNA. RefSeq names its product acetylcholinesterase-like. Lineage: Eukaryota; Metazoa; Arthropoda; Insecta; Hymenoptera; Halictidae. The record is from RefSeq and is a predicted model, not a curated record.
AAUUGACUAACAGGUCAUCCGCGAUGGCGCGUCAAGUCGGAGUCGCUCUCUCACUGUUGCUGUCGGUGACGCUGGGCCUGGUCGGGGCCCAGAAUCCGGCUCCGGUGGUGAACACCACUGCCGGGCCUAUACAAGGUGUCAUGCAGCAAACGGCGUACUAUUACCAGCCGUACGCAGCCUACUUGGGGAUCCCAUACGCCGAGCCACCGCUUGGAGAACUGAGGUUCAAGCCUCCAGUUCCAGUGAAACCAUGGACGGAGGUUCGCAACACUUCCCAAGAUGCCGAUGCCUGCACGCAGAUCGAUCUCAUCACGGGCAACUUCUUGGGUAGCGAGGACUGUUUGUACCUCAACGUGUACUCCAACAAUGUCGGCGGCAAAGAGUUGAAACCGGUCUUGGUUUGGAUAUACGGCGGAGCGUACAUAUCAGGAUACUCCACGAGCAACUUUUACGCACCUGAUUUCUUCCUCGAAGAGGGCGUUAUACUUGCUGCUUUGAACUAUCGCCUCGGCGUGUGCGGAUUCUUGAAUCUGGCGCACCCCGACGCUAUGGGCAACGCAGGUUUGAAGGACCAGAACCUGGCUCUCCGUUGGGUGCGGGACAAUAUAGCGAAGUUCGGCGGUGACCCGAACCAGGUGACCCUCUUCGGAGAAAGCGCUGGCGCUGUUUCCACAGGAUUCCAUGUUUUGUCACCGAAAUCGGAAGGACUCUUCCAGCGAAUAAUCUACCAGAGUGGAACACCUUUGUGCCAGUGGGGCAUCCAGACACCACAGAAAGCUUACUCGAACGCCUUAGAUCUCGCCAAGAGCCUCGGUUACAACGGAGACACCACGGAAGAGUUGCUGAGAUUCUUGAUCGACGCUAAUAUCGACGCUUUGGUUAACGCAACGAUGAAAGUCGACUAUGGGGUGUUGCCGUUCCGGCCAACGGUAGAGGACCCGACGCUGGUAACCGACGACAGCGCGAUGAUAACUCAAUGUCCGAUAAAGUUGUACCAAACCGGAAAUUACUAUAAAGUCCCAACUAUAAUCGGUCGCAACGCGGACGAGAUGCUGUUCUUCUUGAACCUUUUACUUGGCAAUGGAACUCACAAGGAAGCGAUAUCGAACAUAUUAUCCGAUGGAAUCGGUAUCACUGGAAUAGCAAACGAGCUACUGUCGGAAGUGUCAGCGUUUUCGAUCAACACCAUACCCGACAGCUGGUUGCAGUUGUUCAUACGGUUCUUUACCGAUUUAUUCUUCGAUGCUCCCAUCGAUCUGACGCGGGAACUGUUAUCUAAGACGGGCGACGGAAAUCCAAUUUAUUAUUACUUGCUCCAGUUCAGGUCGCAAUACCCUAUACACGAGAUUGUGGGUGUUACCAUAAACGGAACGUCGCACGUGGAUGACGUCGGGUACCUGUUCAACGUGGACCUGUUGAAUGCUCCAACAGAUACGAAUCAUCCCUUGAACGUGUUCAGGAAGAAGUUUGUCAAUCUGUGGGCGAACUUCGCUAAAUAUGGAAACCCAACACCACCGAACGAAACGGGUAACAACACGUUCGGUGUGACCUGGUUGGACAGCAACCCGACUGGCAUCCAACUGGAUAUCAACACAACAUCCACCAUGGCACCAAAUUCUUUGGAUGCAUUAGCCAUAUAUUAUAAGAACCUCCUACCUUCUCUACUUGUGGGCGAAACCGGCUGCCGGGCGUAAUCGACCGAGAUACUUUCAGCCCCUUCUUACCAAUUACGACAACAACCACUCUUAAUUAUGUGUAUCUAUUAUUAUUAACCAUGUGAAUAUAUGCAUAUCAUACAAUAAAUACUUACGAUAAUGAAA